AUGCACCGCUUCUUGAAGCGGUUCUCCCCCAACUUCCCAGGCAAAGGGAGCGACGACAACAUGAAGAUGAAGUCAAUUGGCGCAAACGGAAACCCGCUCUCUACCGUGCAACGCACAAAAAAGGCCACCCAGGAUGAUUUGCGGUCUCAGAAUCCUCUUCCGCAGGUCACUGCGUCAUCCGCACAACCUGUCCAAGAGCGCAUCCACGGGUUAAUAGAGCUCAUCAGCCAGCCGUCCGAUCGGAGCGAUGCCGUCGACAUCAUCGCUAUUCACGGGCUCAACGGACACCACGAAAACACAUGGACCGAUGAACAGACGGGGUUCAACUGGCUGAGCGACCCGUCUUGUCUUUCCAAGGACAUCCCAAACGCCAGAAUCCUCAGCUAUGGCUACAAUUCGAUUACCUACUUUAGUCGCAGCAAUGCUGAUAUCCGCGACUUUGCCUCAACGCUGCUCGCUGCGCUGCGAGCCAAAAGGAGGACAAGCGCCGAGCAACAGCGGCCUCUGGUCUUCAUCUUCAGGGGCCAUGAGCAAGAUAGUUUCUAUGGGCCAAUGCUCGAAAGGAUACGGGGUGUCGUAUUCAUGGCAACGCCUCAUAGGGGAUCAAACCUCGGCUAUUGGGACAGCAUCGGACCGCGACUUAUUCGAGCAGCAAGUCUUGGCUUCAAGUGUAACACGAAGCUCAUCAAGGAUCUGAAAGUGGACUCGGAGAUGCUGAAGCGCAUCUCGGACUCGUUUGCCUAUCGCGGAGCAUCUCUCAAGAUACGAAGUUUUUAUGAAACAGAACGCAUGCCGCGCCAUACUCGCUGUAUUGUAGACAAGGACUCUGCUAGGCUAGGAUGGAGCAACGAGCUUGACAUCGCAUCGCCGUCGGAUCACUCCAGUAUUUGCAAAUUCAAGUCGCGAGACGAUCCAAGAUACGAAGUGGUCAUCUCCGAAAUACUCGACAUUAUUGGCGCAGCGGAGGACGAUGUGACUCGGUCCUAA
Messenger RNA from Trichoderma citrinoviride, 987 nucleotides. RefSeq lists its product as hypothetical. The transcript is spliced from 4 exons. The record is from RefSeq and is a predicted model, not a curated record. NCBI's taxonomy places the organism in Eukaryota, Fungi, Ascomycota, Sordariomycetes, Hypocreales, Hypocreaceae. The coding region runs from base 1 to 987 and encodes 328 amino acids.